GAGCAGACUGCAGCGGCUGGCUCAUCCUAUCGAUAAGGUUCAGUUAGAGCCAAGGUGGAGGAUGGGAAAGGAAUGGAGCUGUCCCAGCUCCUCAAUGAGAUCAGGGCAAACUAUGAAAGGCUGCUCACCAGAAAUCAGAUAGAGACCGUGCUCUCAACGAGACUCCAGCUAGAAGAAGAUUUAAGUAAGAAAAUGGACAAAGAUGAAGAAGCACUGAAGGAAGCCCGAGCAGAACUCAAAGAGGCCCGCCGUCAGUGGCACCAUCUGCAAGUGGAAAUUGAAUCUCUCCAUGCCGUGGAAAGGGGCCUAGAAAAUUCACUACAAGAGUCAGAGCAACAUUACCAGAUGCAACUUCAAGACCUGGAGGCUGUGAUCGAGGGCCUAGAGAAAGAACUGGCGGAAGUGAGGAGAGGCAUCGAAAAGCAACUCAGAGAGCAUGAGAUGCUACUCAACACAAAGAUGAGGCUAGAACAAGAGAUAGCGACCUAUCGCCGCCUUCUGGAAAAAGAAGAAAUCAGAUACUAUGGUUCUAUUCAAUCUGGGAAAGAAGAUAUAAAGCCUACUACAAGUCGAGUAGGCUUCAUCUUACCUCCAGAGGUCAUACACAAACGUGAGAAAGAAAAGGUAGAAACUGUGACCAAACAGGCCAUCUUAAACGGAAGCGUUGUGAAGGAAAGUACUGAAGCCCAUGGGACCAUACAGACAGAAAGAGUGGAUGAAGUUAUUAAAGAAUGGGAAGGUUCUUUCUUUAAAGAUAACCCACGAUUAAGGAAAAAAUCUGUUUCUCUACGAUUUGAUCUACACUUAGCAGCCACAGAUGAAGGGUGCUUACAGACUAAACAGGAUAAUCUACCCGACAUAGAGGUCAGGCUCAUUAUGCGGAGGUCAUGCAGCAUCCCCUCUAUCAAACCUUCAACAGGAGCUAAUUAAUCCAAAGACUGUGUUCAAAGGGAUUUGAAAAUAACAUCCAGAUGAAUCUAGAUGAGCCACACUGUCCCCUUUGUGUCUCCAAAUGUUAUUAAAAGGAAAUUUAUUAAAUCAUUGUGUUAACAUAUAUAAUGAACAUGUAAUUCUCUUUGAAAAAGAAAGGAUAAGGGAAUAAAUUUUUCAAAAUCCAACAUCUAAUAGUUAUUUUGGACGUGACUUUUUUUAAAUUGAUAGAUAUUACUUAUUUUGUUUUACUUACUUCCUAAAUAUUGUUUCCCUCCCCCAAUUCCCCUUCUACUCACACACCGAGGGGUUUUAAGAAUUAAAAUGUCUCAGUCAUAUCUUACAUUUUAACCCAAAAUUGCUUUUUAAUGUUUGAAUGUUUCAACCAAGAUACUUCAAUGUUGUUUUUCUUUUCUUAGUCAGCCUUAUAAGAGUAGCAAUAACCACCUUAUUCAUCAUCAAAAAAUUUUGAAACUUAAAAAGACUUUCUUUUUUUUUAAUCCCAACCCAUGACCAGCCAUCAUAUACUUGAACCCUAUUUUCUAUCUACAAAAAAAAAAAUGUUAACAACCUUUUAAAGGAGAACACACUAUUCACCUGCCAGUAAUUUUUCUUUGGGAUCAGCUGUAUAUGUAUAGCAGAGAACAACCCACCCCAACUGAGUUAUUUUCCACAACCAGCUUUGUCCAACCUACAAGAAUACCCCAUAAGCCUAGUUCUACAGUUAAAUAAUAGUAGUCUACACUGUCCAAGUUUUGGUCUUUGUUGUCUUCCCGACUUCCAAAGAAAAGUCAUUACCCACAAAGCACCAUAUUCAGCAUGCUGCCAACAGAAUUUAUAGCCCACACAAACAUGGCAAGAAAAAACAAAGUGAUGAAAUGGUUGCUGUAGUUACCAGAAGUGGUUAAAAGAGAACACUAAUAGUUACCUAAAAGCUCACCACCACAGUUUUCUCCUCUACAAAAUUAAAUGUAGGUAACAUCAGUGUCCAAUAAGCAUCUCAGGUUGGGUGCUAAAUAGGGUAAAAUAUUCUCCUAACAUGUCUUUGACUCAUCUGUAGAUAUCAAGAUAUAUCUUAUUGUUAAGUCAAGCUAGGAGUUCUUUGCAAGAUCUUCAAAUACAGAAAUUGUUUAAACUGUAAAAACACAAGCAAGAAAACAUAUACAUGAGGAAUAUCCCUUUUAAAAAAAUAACAAAACUUGCUUAAUAGAGUUUAUUUUAGGGCUUCAGACAUUGAAGAUUCAUUUACUCUAAUGGCCCACUCACUCGUUUUUAGUCAAGAAUUAUGGUUAAAUUCAACUGGCCAUACUUCUCCAGUCAAUGGAUCAACAUUUAAGGGCUACAGAUUUGUCAGCAUUUUAGUAAAGCCUUUAUAGUAUUUCCCAUUUCCAAUUUAAACUUGAAAACGCACAUUUUAGCUAUGGGGAAAAAAGCAUAUCUUUCACAUGAUAAUACAGGAACAUAAGAAAUUUCAAAUUUUUUCUUUCAAUCAAUUUAAAUUUUUGCAAGUUUAGUUUCUUCCAUUUGGUGACAAGGGAUGUUUCAUUUUGUUGAGAACACAGCAGCCAGUUAAAUGUUUACCAGUGUAUCAGCAAUUGAACUAAACUUGCUGUUAUACAGCUGAUGUCCUCCUUCUGGUUUUAUUUUAUUUUUUUCUAUUUUAAAUAUAACUAUUCAGGUCUCUGUUCUACAGCCAUUGUAUUGCUAGGCAACAGAAAAUCAUAAGCUAUGUAUCUAGUGAAAUUUCUGUUCAGUGCCCAUGGCGUCGCGAAUGUCUUUAGUAACUCUACUAUGCAGCUCUCCGUGCUUAUAACAUGUACAUUUUAAAAUACUUGAAUUUGUAACAAAGUUUGACUUGCUUGGAGGCCUUUUAAACUGGAAUGUGAAUUUACCAAAGUAAGUGGUAUCACUGCAAUAAAGAUGGUGAAAC
Molecule: messenger RNA, 2860 nt
Organism: Phascolarctos cinereus (koala)
Lineage: Eukaryota; Metazoa; Chordata; Mammalia; Diprotodontia; Phascolarctidae
Gene: KRT222
Product: keratin 222
Molecular function (GO): structural molecule activity
Source: RefSeq, a predicted model, not a curated record